AUGCGUAAGCCGCCGGGUUAUGAAGACCCGACUCAUCCUGAUUAUGUGUGUCAUCUUCAGCAGUCUCUGUAUGGCUUAAAGCAAGCUCCGAGGGCCUGGUUCAAGCGGCUCCAUGACUACCUGUUGACUAUUGAUGAUAUAAUCAUGCUCGGAAAUGACUCGGAUCUUGUUGCCUCUUUGCUUCGUCAGCUCUCUACGACAUUCAAGAUUCGUGACUUAGGGACUCCCAGCUUUUUUCUUGGUAUUGAAACAGCUUCUUUUGAGGGCGGUCUCGUGCUCUCUCAGUGCCGGUAUAUGGAUGAUAUCUUAUGUCGGGCGGGGAUGUCCGACUGCAAACCUCUAUUGACCCCUGCGGCUCUCACUCAGGCCGCAUCACCAACCAUUGAACCCUUCGAGAAGCCUUCUCAGUAUCGCCGACUCGCGGGAGCUAUUCAGUAUCUCACCAUCACCCGGCAGGAUCUUUCCUAUGUUGUCAACUGGCUAUGUCAGUUCAUGCACGCGCCAACUGAUGAGCACUGGGGUCUACUCAAGCGAGUGUUACGCUAUGUUAAGGGUACUUUGUCACACGGGUUGCGGCUUUUGGCAUCACCUAUUGCAGACAUUCAUGCCAACUCUGAUUCUUAUUGGGCUGGGUGUCCUAUUGACAGGAAAUCUACUAGUGGUUAUGCUGUCUACCUCGGUUCAAACCUCAUUUCCUGGGUAUCUCGCAAGCAGUGA
Molecule: messenger RNA, 717 nt
Organism: Ipomoea nil (Japanese morning glory)
Lineage: Eukaryota; Viridiplantae; Streptophyta; Magnoliopsida; Solanales; Convolvulaceae
Exons: 2
Coding region: 1-717 (238 amino acids)
Source: RefSeq, a predicted model, not a curated record